AUGCUUAAGAAUCCAGUCCCCAAAUUUCUCUCACACUUUGAGAUCCCCUUUUCACCCGGGGUCGACUACAAGGCUCAAAGGGAAAAAAAGCAAAACCCCCAGGGCCUACGUCUUUCCCAACCUUUGCUGGAGAAAGCCCCCCCCCCCGUCAGAGGAGUGCGUUUCUCCAGAGCAUCUCAACCCAAAGGGAGCCUAGGCAGCCCCUUGCAUCCCACCCCAAGGCAAUGGAUUAUUGAGAAAUGGCAUCAACCCCUCAAGACAACCCUCGGGCCCUGUUACCCCACAGCCACAGGAUUUUGCAGCUCCCCGGGGUGCUUUUUGGGCUCAGGAAAAACACCUAAGAAGGAUCUUCCCCCAUUCCCCGGGAUGGAUAUGGUCAGCCCCUCAAUGUCCCAGGAGAAUUUUUCUCCAGGGGUCGAGCGACCUAAGCUAGAGGACCCCCCAGGGGCAGCCCAGAAAUUCCUCCGCAGUUUCACCAUCGCCCCAUUCCCACCCUACACCCACAGAUUGAAUGGCUGA
Molecule: messenger RNA, 519 nt
Organism: Penaeus monodon (black tiger shrimp)
Lineage: Eukaryota; Metazoa; Arthropoda; Malacostraca; Decapoda; Penaeidae
Product: vacuolar protein sorting-associated protein 37C-like
Exons: 3
Coding region: 1-519 (172 amino acids)
Source: RefSeq, a predicted model, not a curated record